Molecule: messenger RNA, 1770 nt
Organism: Electrophorus electricus (electric eel)
Lineage: Eukaryota; Metazoa; Chordata; Actinopteri; Gymnotiformes; Gymnotidae
Gene: tmem177
Product: transmembrane protein 177
Cellular component (GO): membrane
Source: RefSeq, a predicted model, not a curated record
ACCAACAGCUAGACGAGCCCAUGGCGUCUGGCUUGUUGAAAUUCUCUGUGUUGGUGCUGAAGUAUCGGACCCCUCUUCUGCUGACUGGAUGUUGCGGCGUCUUUGCAGCAAACGUUUUCUACCACGUGUUUCCAGAUUACACUUACAGAAAACUGUAUCAGGCCUGGAGCAAAGGAGAACCAGCCGUCCUUUCUGAGAAACUAGAGAACGUAUUUCAGACGGUAUUGAAUGAUUCAGCUGUUGGAUCUCCUGAUAACUACAGUGCUUUUGCUGCAUAUGGCUUUCACCCUGUCGGGGCAGGAAUUCCAUGGCUUCCCAGUGGUGCCCAGAUUGGCAUCCCAGCCAACUUUAACAGCACCCCAGAUGACUCAGCUGGAAUCACUGACCGAACUGUUCUCAUCAAUGGCCGAGAAGUGGAAUGGGGCAGUGAGGCAGGUGCUACUCUGAAAGACGCCCUAGUGUUGUCCUUGGAUGCUCAGAGGUUCUCUGUGGCACGAGAGGUAGCUCGGCUGGAGUGUGGCGGGCCCGUGUUGCAUGCUGCCGUAGCGCCGGCGUGCCUGAGUGGGGCUUGGAUCUACAGCAUCGCUCUCAAACAGAUCUUUGGGCUCCAUGCUGGAUCUGUGGUCUUCAGAGCAGGGGCUAAUGCACUUGCAUUAGGCCUGGGAGCUGUGUCGUAUUUUUUAGCCACUGACGCAGUAAGCCAAUGGCUGGAGUACCGCUCAGACAAGCGGGCUGCCGGCCUGUCCCGUGACUAUGCAAAAGGCGGUGUUGAGUUUUAUGAGAAGAUCUUGUCUCGGAAUAAGACCCUGCGUGUACUGAUGGGGCCAAAGGGAGAAGAAAUGUACGCGCCAAGUGGAAAUCUGUUUCCUUCUAGUCUGCUGAGUCUGAAACAUGCACCAUAUACUUCAAGGCGAGAUGGUAUUCUGAGUCUUCUGAAAGAAGAGAACAUAAAGGAUGCUGUGGGGACUUGAAAUAAAUCAACUAAACCAAAUUACUGCUUCAGAUUAUUAGGGGGGGGAAAUUAUUUUUUGUGUAUUAUUUGCUCAAUAUUUUUGCUGUGGUAUAUAAAAGACAGCAGUUCUUAACAUCUGGUACAGUACAUGUGUGUAAUAUACUGUACAUGUAAGAACCUGUGUCCAAGCUCAUAUGAAUCUCACUGUCUUGUCCGUGACAUUAGAGUCCUAAAGACGGACCAAAAUUACUUUAAAAAUGUUGAAAAUUGAGUUAAAGAAUCCUAAAGAUACAAAGACCAUAAUCUAAUGCUGGGAGAAGUCUCUUCCGUCCUAAAUAUGUUGUCUUAGUCUGGUUAUAAUGAAAGUUUAGUUGAGGUGUGCAUACUAAAAAAAAAUAUAUUUGAAAUGCAUAUUCAUGUUGGUCAAGUAAUGUUUGAUAACCACACAGUGCUACAUUGAUGUCUAAGUGAUGGAAGCAAUGACAAGCAAAUACUCACUUUGUAUAAGACAUUAGAAACAUCUUAUUUAAUUGCUGACACUUUACAUUUUGUUUUGAUUCACAUUAUUUGGGGUAAUUUUAAUGUAUUCUCUAUCUUGAAAUGGACCAAAAAUGUUGACUGUGUUGGUGCCUAGCGUCGAACUCAAUUAAAAAAAAAAAGUCAUUGUUUAAAUAUUUCCAUACCAAGGUACACUAGUGAACACUUUACAGUAAAGCUUUUACAAUGUCUGUAUUUCUGUCUGAAAUGUAGACAGUGUAUUUUUUUUUUGUCUUUCGGUUUUGUCGAAUAAAUUCAAUUCCUACAUUUUCCAACAAGAA